CUUGCAUUGCAGCAGCGAGAUCGAUCGCGAGAACCUCACAGCUACCCUGCAGCUCCGAUCUUUUACCCCGCUUUGACUCCACUCUACCGCACUCCAGCCCAGCACAGCCCCCUGUUGUCUCCCACUGCAAGAAUCCGGCCGGCCGGCUACCACCUCCAGUCCCCCUCCUCCUGCUCCUCCCAACGCCUCUGCUAGUGCUAUAGCUAGCUCGAUCCACACGUCACCGCCGUGCCCACGCGCCUCAGCUUGUUCGUUAAGCUUGCCGGCCGCCCGGCGCCCGGCGUCCUCAUUCAUCGGGCGUCACACACCGGGCACCGUCCGCUGCUGCGAGCUCGCGCGCUGGGCCUGGCGGCGCGUCGGCGCGUGCCCGAAGCAUGAGGAGGCGGUGGUCCCGCGCCACGGUGCUCGCGUGCUUACUGCUCCUCGCGGCCGCCGCGUGCGUCGCCGAGUCGCGCGCGGUGCCCGCCGACGGGACCGGGACCGGAAACGCGACCGCGGCGGGCGGCGGCGGGAGGCAGCGGGCCGCGUUCGACGUCGUUGUCGUCGGACUCGUCAGCAUCGGGCUCGGCCGCCGGUGGCGCGCCGGCGGCGGCGAGAUGGUCGACGAGGACAAGCGCCGCGUGCCCACGGGGCCCAACCCGCUGCACAACCGAUGAGCGCCAUAGCACCGCACCGCGCCUGCCUGCCUAGGCGCCAUAGCUAGCUAGCUACUACCUUUAUGAUCGAGGUGCGGUCAUUACUGCGGCGACUGCGCUGCGUCGCUUGGCCGCCGGCACUCCGGCCGGUGGUGCGUCCGUUGUUGCCAUCACCGGCGGGGGCGCGCGCGCUGGUCAGGUCUCGCUCUCGCUCGCGCGCCCGUGCAUGGCGAGGUGGAGGAGAAGAAUGCGAAGGAGAAGAGAGGAGCGUGUUAGUAAUUUUUUUACUACUAUUCCCUUCUGCUUCCCUUUCUUCUCUUUUUCCCCUGCUAGUAUUUUUCCCCCCCUUCUUCUCUCGUCUGUUCUCGUGGCUGUUUUUUACCCUCUUGUAUUGAUUGGCUUGCCAAGCGAACAGCAAGGCUAUUCUGUUGAUUGAAAGAGAUAGAUAUAUGAGUAUAGUGUUUCUUGUUUGAAUUUCAAUUUGCUUGUAUUUGUAUAUAUUAUUAUCGAUUCUAUAUCAUGUUUGCAUCUCCUAGACCAAGGCCAGUGUAAAAAUGUUCGUAUGGGCAUCCUUUUUGUAGUACUCCUAUUAAAUUUCUGGUAUUCCAUUAAGUUUCCACUA
Molecule: messenger RNA, 1257 nt
Organism: Sorghum bicolor (sorghum)
Lineage: Eukaryota; Viridiplantae; Streptophyta; Magnoliopsida; Poales; Poaceae
Exons: 1
Coding region: 375-656 (93 amino acids)
Source: RefSeq, a predicted model, not a curated record